Messenger RNA from Monopterus albus (swamp eel), 4795 nucleotides. Its product is annotated as probable ATP-dependent RNA helicase ddx6. NCBI's taxonomy places the organism in Eukaryota, Metazoa, Chordata, Actinopteri, Synbranchiformes, Synbranchidae. The transcript has 12 exons. Gene Ontology annotation, molecular function: nucleic acid binding; ATP binding. The record is from RefSeq and is a predicted model, not a curated record. The coding region runs from base 611 to 1630 and encodes 339 amino acids.
CUGGUAGAGACAAUAGAGUGAGGUAGUACGUAUUUGUCAAACGUAAUCAAAUUGCCCGUAUAACGACAGGCAACCAUAGAACGUGGAAGACUUUGUGUGGAUGUAACUUUAGCUAAGUGAAGUGCAUUAAGCAAAACAGAUCAGUGCAAAAGAGGUCAAAUAAAUUUUACACACUGUGAGGGAAAUUGCCAGUUAAAGUGUGAACCCAUGGCUACAGUAAGAUCAGCAAAUCCAGCACCAAUGAUUGGACUGAACAAGCCAGCAAAUAUGCAACUCAGAGGACAGCCCAAGCCAGCUGGACCACAAUCAGGACGCCCUUCAACAGGCAGGCAACCCAUUGGCCCAGAGGAAAGGAGCAGCAUUCCCCAGUGUAGUGGGGGCAUCAAGUUUGGUGAUGACUGGAAGAAGUUCUUGGAGCUUCCUCCAAAAGACAACAGGGUGAAAACUUCGGAUGUGACUUCAACAAAAGGAAAUAAAUUUGAAGACUGCUGUCUUAAACGGGAACUUCUAAUGAGAAUUUUUGAAAUGGGAUGGGAGAAACCCUCCCCUAUCCAGUGAAAUAAUCCUAUCUACAUAUGCUGGAGGCGUCACAGUCAGCCAGAGACACUUAAUGGUGCUUCCACCCUCAGCCAUAGUCAUGGUACCAACAAGAGAGUUGGCCCUGCAGGUGAGCCAGAUGAGCAUUCAACUAGGUAAGCAUCUAGGAGGGCUCAAGAUCAUGGCUACUACAGGUGGCACCAACCUCAGGGAUGACAUCAUGCGUCUUGAUGAGACAGUGCAUUUAGUGAUUGCUACACCAGGCAGGAUACUAGACCUGAUCAAGAAGGGUGUAGCAGAAGUGGAUAAGAUCCAAAUGAUGGUGAUGGAUGAGGCAGAUAAGCUGCUGUCUCAGGACUUUGUGGUGCUGAUUGAAAAUAUUAUUAGUUUUUUGCCAAAGGAUCAUCAGAUCCUGCUUUACUCUGCCGCCUUACCCAUCAAUGUCCAUAAAUUUAUGCGCAAUCACCUACAGAAGCCUUAUGAGAUCAACCUGAUGGAAGAACUGACCUUAAAGGGUAUCACCCAAUACUAUGCAUAUGUGACUGAAAGACAGAAGGUCCACUGUCUGAACACGCUCUUUUCUAGGCUUCAGAUCAAUCAGUCUAUUAUCUUCUGUAACUCCACCCAGAGGGUUGCGCUUCUAGCCAGGAAGAUCACCCAGCUGGGCUCAUCAUGCUUUUACAUUCAUGCAAAGAUGAUGCAGGAGUACAGGAACCGCGUGUUCCAUGACUUUAGGAAUGGAUUGUGCAGAAACCUGGUCUGCACAGACCUGUUCACCCGGGGAAUUGACAUCCAGGCAGUAAAUGUGGUCUUCAAUUUUGACUUUCCUAAAAGUGCAGAGACCUAUCUACACCGCAUUGGCCGAUCAGGACGUUUCGGUCACCUGGGUCUGGCCGUUAAUCUGAUAACUUCAGAUGACCGCUACAACCUGAAGACUAUUGAGGAACAGCUGGCUACUGAUAUUAAGCCCAUCCCCAGCAGCAUUGAUAAGAGCCUGUACGUGGCAGAGUUUCACUCCAUUGAUGGCGACUGCGACGAGGGAGCCAAAAACAAGGACAUGGGACCAUCAGGAAACAAAUGGUCAGUUCUUUGAAAAGCUCAAAACCUGGCUGUGACUGAAGAUGGACCUUCUGAAGUUAAAUGUUUUUUUUUUCUUUUUUUUUUUUCUAAGACAAGUUAAAGCAGAAUUAUUUUUAUCGGUCACUGAUAAAUUCUGUGAGGUAGGGUCAUUCUUUGCUCUUGAGUCCUUGUCCACACAGGUUACACCUUGUGUUUUUCAGUUGCCCAUCUGACACCAAAACAGUGUUGAGGGGUUAUGGCUGGUGUUAAAGUGUAAAGUUGUGUCAUCAGUGGCCAGUGAGGAAGGAGCAGGUUAAUAGUUAUUUACUUUGGCAAAAUAGAACAAAUGCAAAGGUAAAAUUGGUGAAACUUUAAAUUUCCUCAUUCUGCUCCAGUGAGUUUAGGCAUAAUAAAUAACUGCAAACUGGACAUUAAAUUAAUACACAGUGUAUCUGUAACACUGAAGACAACCGGAUUCUAGCUUCAAGGAGAGCAAAUACUAGCAACCUUGUAAAUGGAUAGUAUCCUGUUUUAUCAAGAGGAUUAACUGAAGUAUUGCAGGAUUUAAAGGGGAGGGUUAAGGGCUGUCCUUCUGCACAACAGCAGUCAACACAGAUUUGGACAGAGAUUCUCAGUAUACACAGCCAGCUGUCAGCUCUGCAGCUUUGCUAAAGCUAUCAGAAAUUCUAACUGCUUUUGUGGUUUGUUUUUUAGGAGAAACAUGGUGCCUGCCAUUCAUUUCCCCUUUGCUGGCUAUGCUUCAUGUAGUUAUUAUUAUUUAAGUCUGUCGUUAGUUUCAGCCACCCUCAACAAUAGAUGGAAGUCAUUGCCUUUUUGUAUGUUGCUGUAAAAAAAAAAAAAGUGAAACCAAAGUUCGAGAUAAAGGAUAUAGCCCAGCUCACAUUCCUCCUGUGCACAUGAAUUACAUAUGGCACUGUUAACAUCCUGCUGAUAUGACUUUUGAGUAGCUGGUUUAAAGAGAAACUGCACUUAAAAAGAAUUCUGAAUUCAAUCGACACUUGAAUAGACACUUUUUUUUUCUUUUUAAUGUCUAGAUCAAACCCUACCUUUUGCUCUUAGAAAGGCCUGAAUUCAGAUUCACCAAGACGCAGGAAACAUUGCUUAGAGACAGGUUCAUGUUGACAUGAUUGCCUCACCUAUUGCUGCCCAUUCAUCCUGCAGAUUUUGUUUUAUAAGAUGUCAUUCUACUGGAAAUGGCCAGUAGAAGAUGGUUUGACUGUGGCCAUAAACUCACAUGUGGUCAGCAGCAAUGUUCUGGCAUUUAAACUGUGCUGUCCUUUGUUUCGGCUUGAACCAGUCUGACCAUUCCCUUCUAACCCCUAAAAUCCAUCAAGGUCAUUAACAACAAUCAUUCCAGUCUGUCAUUGGGGUUACAUUUCUUUCUCACUCUGUUGUUGGUUUGAAUCUUUUGAUCAUAUCCCUGCAUACUUUUCUUCAUCAAUAUUUGCACAAACAAGCAGGUUUACCUCAUAAUGUGGCCACUGAGUGUAGUGGUUUUUGUAGCUUUGACCAUCAGUCCUCUUGGAUCAAAGGAUCUUUUCCCACCGACCUUACUGAGAUUUAGGGUUGUAGCAAUAAAAUCAGGUGGGCUGGAGACGUAUUCCUUGUUCACCAGUUUAUUUGUGAUAACAUCCUUCAAAUGGGACCCAGAGUUGGAGGAACAGACAGAAGCAUGAUUCAAGUUAGACUAUCGAUAGCUUCAGUAACCAAAAUGACUUUGCUUUGAAGGAUGUUUAGAGGAGAGCUACUGUGGUGCUCCAACACAGAGCACUUGACUAUUACUGAAAAUGACCUUUUUGUAUUAAAGUAUUCACUGCAGAAUUGAGGUAUUUAAAAUUGACAGUGUAAAGUUGUGGACACUCUAGUGCCUUUUGUCAAAGCCAUAGCACCACCAUCAUCAUCAUCAUCAUCAACUUUAUUUAUAUAGCACAUUUAUCCCAGUCAUAGCUGCCCAAAGUGCUUAACACAAUGACACAUAACAACCGUAUUAAAAGCCAUAGCACCAGGCAGGAUUUUCUCAGGUCUUUAGGUUUUCAGUAAUUAACAUGAUGAGACAAGAGGGGCCUUAACAGUAAGUUGAAAUCAGCCUAGUUUCCAUGUUCAUUCUUCUAAUGUCAAACCUCUACUUUGCCCAGACCCUUAUACCAAGUUUUCAUUGAAGAUUAAAUGACACCCAGACAAUUCCAUUAUUGGUAAAUAUAAAGUUUAAAACCUUUUACACUGUGAUUUUUCUAUUGAUUCUUUGCCUGGUCAUUACAUUGACAAGCGCCAGCAGGGAGGAGACAUGCAUGUCUGCCUCUAAAGCAUCUGAAGAAGUAGUACAACAUUGAAACAUAUGUCAUGUCAUAGAAAACAUUUGAGAAAUUUUUCUGAGUGGUUUUGUAAUCUGAGAUAAUUUUGUCUUAUUACUGCAUUCUGGAGAAAUAAAUUCAUACAAGUUCAAAUGAAUUCAUAUUCAAUAUUUUUUUGUUAAAUAGAAAUAUGGCCAAUCAUUUUCUGAAAUGUGUCAUUGCCAGCACCAAAAAUAAAAGUCAGACUGGUUGAGACUUUGUGCUUUUAGUUUUCUCAUCUGUACACUUCAGUGUCUGUUUUUGUAAAUGGUGAUUUUGUGAUUGAAUUUAUCUUGUACAGUGCAGUGCAAAAGUUCUAAGCACUGAAAGUAAAAUAAUUCUGCCUUAAAAAGAAGACACAAAUUGUUUUAUCAGUUCAUACAAAGUGCACAAUACUUGGCAGGUAGGGUGUUCCAUGCACCUUGGAGAGCUUGUUAGCAUUCUUCUGUGGAUUUGGUCUGUCUCUGUGUUUUCUCUCUCCAUGUAAUCCCAGACUGACUCAUUGGUGUUGAGAUCGGGGCUCUGUAGGACCCAGACAGUCUAUUGCAUGAAUCCUUGUUCCAGGUGCCUCUCUGGUUGUAUUACACAAUGGAUAACAAUCUAAAUGUGUAAAGUGCUUAGAACCUUGGCACAGUACUGAAGCAGCCUGUUUCAGAAUACCAAUCAGUGUGGGAUUCAUGCUUCAGGCGUGGGAGUGGUUACAUAAUUUAUUUAUUUAUUUUUUUUACAAAAUUCUCAUCAACUUCACAAAUCUUGCAGUUCUUACAUGUAUUUUGUGAUUUAUACAGUUGGUCAUGUAAAGUUAGUGUAGUUCUAUUGUUUAAAAAAAAAGCUCCACAAAAAGCACA